CUACACAAUAUACAAAAUUCAACACCUUCCCUUCCUCCAAUCCAAUCCAUCUAAUCUCAUAUCAUUAUUUUUGUUUAUUCAAAACUUCGAAUUUUGACUUCAGCAUUGCAAGCUCAGCAUGGGGGUGAGAUCAGAGUCAUGAGGUGAAAUUCCGAUCUUUGAGGUGAUACCCAUUUGGUUUCUGACCCUGAAAUUGAGCUUGGAUGGGGAAAGUUUGGAUUUUGAUGGUGUUUGUGUUGGUGGGUGUGGUUGGCAUUGUUGAAGGGGCAAGGAAGCACCCAUCAUCAGGGAGGAGGAUCCACACUCUGUUCUCUGUGGAAUGUCAGAACUACUUCGACUGGCAAACAGUGGGGCUGAUGAACAGUUACAGGAAGGCCAAGCAUCCUGGACCAAUCACAAGGCUCCUCAGUUGCACUGAUGAGGAGAAGAAUAAGUACAAAGGGAUGCAUUUGGCACCAACCUUUGAGGUGCCCUCAAUGAGUAGACACCCCAAAACUGGUGACUGGUACCCUGCAAUAAACAAACCUGCUGGGGUUGUACACUGGCUUAAACAUAGUAAGGAGGCAAAAAAUGUUGACUGGGUUGUCAUUCUGGAUGCAGACAUGAUAAUUCGAGGGCCCAUUAUCCCUUGGGAACUUGGUGCAGAGAAAGGAAGGCCUGUUGCAGCAUAUUAUGGGUACUUAAUAGGUUGUGACAAUAUUUUGGCUAAACUGCACACAAAACACCCAGAACUGUGUGACAAAGUUGGUGGGCUUUUGGCCUUUCAUAUAGAUGACCUGCGAGUUUUUGCCCCCUUGUGGCUUUCAAAAACAGAAGAAGUACGGGAAGAUACGGUUCACUGGGCGACAAACAUAACUGGUGACAUCUAUGGGAAAGGAUGGAUCAGUGAGAUGUACGGAUACUCUUUUGGUGCUGCAGAAGUUGGACUUCGGCACAAAAUCAAUGAUAACUUAAUGAUCUACCCAGGUUAUGUUCCUCGCGAGGGAAUUGAGCCAAUUCUUCUUCACUAUGGGUUGCCAUUUAGUGUUGGGAAUUGGUCAUUCAAUAAACUGGCUCACCAUGAUGACGGAAUUGUAUAUGAAUGUAACCAGCUCUUUCCAGAACCUCCUUACCCAAAAGAGGUAAGACAGUUGGAACUUGAUCCUAAUCGAAGGCGAGGACUAUUUCUAAGUUUAGAGUGCAUAAACAUUAUAAAUGAGGGUCUUUUAUUACAACAUGCAGCAAAUGGUUGCCCUAAACCAACAUGGUCUAAAUACUUGAGCUUUUUGAAAAGCAAAGCUUAUGCAGAACUAACUCAGCCAAAAUAUGUGAAUCCUGCUACUUUACAAAUGAUGGAGGAUAUCAAAGAAGAACAUGUCGAUGAUGGUGCUGGAAAGCCACAUCCCAAAAUCCAUACCAUUUUUUCCACGGAAUGCACCCCGUACUUUGAUUGGCAGACUGUAGGACUUAUGCACAGUUUCCGUAGAAGUGGACAGCCUGGAAAUAUCACUAGACUUCUCAGCUGCUCUGAUGAGGACUUACGUCAGUAUAAAGGCCAUGAUCUGGCUCCCACACAUUAUGUCCCUUCUAUGAGUCGACAUCCAUUAACAGGAGAUUGGUACCCAGCAAUUAAUAAACCUGCUGCAGUCCUUCACUGGCUUAAUCAUGUAAAUAUUGAUGCUGAAUUCAUAGUGAUUCUUGAUGCUGAUAUGAUCUUGAGAGGCCCAAUAACACCAUGGGAGUUCAAAGCUGCUCGUAGUCAUCCUGUUUCGACUCCCUAUGACUACCUUAUCGGCUGUGAUAAUGAGCUUGCAAAAUUGCAUACUAGCCAUCCCGAGGCUUGUGACAAGGUUGGUGGUGUUAUCAUUAUGCAUAUUGAUGAUCUCCGGAAAUUCGCUAUGCUAUGGCUGCAUAAAACUGAGGAGGUCCGAGCUGAUAGAGCUCAUUAUGCAAGAAAUAUAACAGGAGACAUAUAUGAAUCUGGGUGGAUUAGUGAGAUGUAUGGUUACUCAUUUGGUGCAGCUGAGUUGAAAUUAAGGCAUACCAUAAACAAUGAGAUACUGAUAUACCCGGGUUAUGUUCCUGUACCGAGUGUCAACUAUAGAGUCUUUCAUUACGGAUUGCGAUUCAGUGUUGGCAAUUGGAGCUUUGACAAAGCAGACUGGCGCAACGUUGACAUGGUCAACAAAUGCUGGGCCAAGUUCCCAGACCCACCAGAUUCCUCACCAAUUGAUCUGGCCAACAAUGAGGAUUUACAGCGAGACCUGCUCAGCAUUGAAUGUGCUAAGACGUUGAAUGAAGCACUAAAUCUGCACCAUCAGAAAAGGUGUUCUAGUAAUAAUUCCUUGUCAACAUCAAAAGAGGACAAAAAAGAGGAAAAUGGAGUCUCAAGAGUCAACAGCAUAGAUGCAAAUGAUGAUUCAGUAAGCAAUAAUAUCUCAACAAAUCAAUCGGAGGAAUCAGCGAAUGCUCGGAAAGACGAGAUGCCUAGUUCUUUCAGGUUUUGGGUGAUAUUCUUGUGGGCAUUUUCUGGAGUAGGUUUCUUGGUUGUUAUUUUUGUGGUGUAUUCAGGUCAUAGAAGAAGAGGAACAAGGUUAAAACACGGUAGAAGGAGAAGAAGCUUGCAUACAGGAUUCAUGGAAACGAAUAGCCGUGACCGGCAUAGCCGUGGUGUCGAUGUUCCUCUGUAGACAGUGCUCCUUUUCUUUUUUAAUGGUGUAAAGCUGAUGGUCAGAAUUUUAAGACUUUCAUGCGAAGAUCACAAAUUGAAGGUUAAAAGGCAUGGAAACUUGAGUGAGCCUGUGUGACAUCAUUUAUGCAAAGCAAGUUAUUCUGACCCUCAAAGAGACUUCCCAUUUUUUGAUAUUGUCAAUGAACAUUUAAUGAUUGAGAAAUUUGCAAAGGGAAAAUAAUCUUCUGUUCUUUAAUUUGAGAUUGUUUGUAGUAUUUUGUACCCAGAGAACAUAAGAUCUCAGCAAUGUAUAACAAGGGAUUUGAUUAUCCUGCAGCAUAGGUGAGGGAAAUUCUGUAUACUUCUCAUUUUCAUUUUUUUACCUUGUGAUAGCAAAGACAAUAUCUGAGUGCUGACAUAUUUAGUCUUUGAUGUAACUUUUUUAUGGAUCUUAUCCCUCUCAACACUUGCUGUAAAGACUCACUUAUAUAUUAAAAUCAGGUUAUGAAACUUGUGUUGAAUUUA
Molecule: messenger RNA, 3175 nt
Organism: Glycine soja
Lineage: Eukaryota; Viridiplantae; Streptophyta; Magnoliopsida; Fabales; Fabaceae
Product: peptidyl serine alpha-galactosyltransferase-like
Exons: 8
Coding region: 204-2669 (821 amino acids)
Molecular function (GO): glycosyltransferase activity
Source: RefSeq, a predicted model, not a curated record